Messenger RNA from Schistocerca gregaria, 1459 nucleotides. RefSeq names its product protein Mpv17-like. Gene Ontology annotation, cellular component: cytoplasm; membrane. The coding region runs from base 530 to 1189 and encodes 219 amino acids. The record is from RefSeq and is a predicted model, not a curated record. The transcript has 4 exons. Lineage: Eukaryota; Metazoa; Arthropoda; Insecta; Orthoptera; Acrididae.
AGACAAGCAACAUUGUGUGAAAUAACUGCACAAAACAAUGUGAGGCAUCCGACAAACAUAUCCGUGAGGCCAGUGGGGCGAAAUUUGGUGUUAAUAGGCUUUGGUAGCAGACAACUGACGCAAGUGCCUUUGCUAACAGCACAACUUCACCUGGAGCACCUCUCUUAGGCUUGUGACCAUAUCGGUUGGACUAUAAACGACUGGAAACUGGUGGCAAGAGCUAGUGCUGGGGUUUGAAUGUAGUGUAGACCCUAUGAAGCCAUGGACCCAAGUUGUCAGCAAGGCGUUAUGGAAGCUGGUGGUCAUUCCAUAAUGGUGUGGGCUGUGUUUACAUGAAAAGGACAGGGUCCAGCUGAACCAAUCAUUGACUGCAAAUGGUUAUGUUUGGCUACCUGGUGACCAUUUUCAGCAGUUCAUGGACUUUGUGUUCCCAGGCAAAGAUGGAACUUUUAUGGAUGACAAUGCACCAUGUUACUGGGCCACAAUUGUUUACAACUGGUUUGAAGAACAUUCUGAACAAUUAGAGUGAAUGGUUUGGCCAUUUAGAUUGCCCGAGAUGAAUGUCAUCGAUCAUUUAUGGGAUAUAAUUGAGAGGCCCCGAAACAUGAGUUUAAGUCGGCUGGGUAGUUCCAUGUACAAAUCGUACCAGAACCUUUUGCGAAGAUACCCUGUCGGAGUACAAGCCGUCCAAACGUCGGUAUUUACUGGUGUGGGCGAUGUUAUUGCUCAGCUAUUCGUCGAAAAGAAGGAAAUGAAGGAUUUUGAUGUAAUGAGACUUCUACGUUUUGGUGCCAUCGGAGGCAUUUACAUCGGUCCAGUUCUGCGAACGUGGUUUGGUUUCCUGGAUUCCAGAUUUAAAGGCAGGAGUGCGAUAAUCGUCGUGAAGAAGGUUGCACUUGAUCAGCUGUGCUUCGUUCCUGUUUUCCUAGGCGUCCUCGUGUCAAUUAUUGGGUUUGCAAAUGGAAAAUCUUUAGAUCAGGUGAAAGAGAAACUGGAAGCAGACUACCCGGAUAUUAUGAUGACUAAUUAUAAGAUCUGGCCCUUGGUGCAGACUCUAAACUUCUCCGUCGUGCCAGUCCACUAUCAGGUUCCCCUGGUCCAGGUAGUAGCCGUCGGCUGGAACACGUACAUGUCUUGGAAGGCUCAUCAGCCAGUUCAGAAGAAACAGGAACCCGCCCACGUCGAGUAACUACUGCUGGGAUAUGGCACGGUAGCCGUACCCCUCGAGAUGCUCAAGUGUUCGCUGUGAAACGAACUUUAUCAGUGAACUUAUCUGCAUUGUUUCUGUGACCUUCAACAGCCGCAGAUAACAUUUCAGAGUACAAAACUACAAAUUACAGGAAGGUGCUGAUACUAAAUACAGUAUUCCUUGUGCAAUACGCUAAAAUCAUGGAACCAAGAUUUUUUACCCACUUCAGAUUUGUUUUGUCAGUCAAAUAAAAACACGAUAUUAUCUUUU